CAGUUGUAAAUUGACAUCACUCCGAGCAGUUCGGCCAAGCAGGCCAAAAAAAAAAACGAUUCCGAAGUUCGACGGAAGAAAAGUUAUCUCGAAUGCUCCUUGUCGUUAAUAGUCGAUAAAUUGACAUUGAGUGCUUUCUGGAGUUGGAGCAACCGAGACCUCUUAGCUGUCUCCUGCCUUCACAGUGGGCUUAGUUAUCAAAUAGAGUGUGUCAUCAUCACCGAAAUCAUUGUAUCAAAACCCCACAAAACUGAAGUGAGCGAACAGGGAGAAAUUCUACUUCGGUGUCUCUCCCUGAACCAAUCGUUAUAUGAGAACUAUUAGAUUCACACCAGAACAUUCUAUUAUUUUCUGUUCUCUAGACUAUACAGUUUUUUGGUUUAAUAGUGCAAUAAUUGUGUGUGUUAAUGGAUGCUUGAAUGAGCAGUUAUUGAAUACUAUUUGGAAGUGCAGUAAAGCUGAGUCACUACAACAUCUUGUCACUUUGGAUAAUUCGACGAUAGUCAACACGAGCAAGAAAAGGAGUUAAGUGUUUAGGUGUAAUGCAAAGUCUGUAGCACUUCUGUAAGGUGUCCUAACCGCAGCAAACAAUAGGUGACCAAAGACUCCUCGCUAAGCAGCUGCCGUGGCAUCCGCUAUCCGAAAUGACCCAGGCUGAGGAGGUCCGCGAAGUGAAUCAAGUGUGUAUUACCAACAUACCAGAUCUGCACAGCCAGGCGGCCCAGGCAAAUCGCAAAGCAUCGCCUCAGCCACUACCGCCACCGCCACCACCUCGACCGUCAUCCACAGCAACCAGUGUCAACAGUGACGAUUGGCAUAGUACAAAUAUCAACAUUUUCACGACAAGCUUUACCAACAAAUGGCACCCGCAUGUCUACGCCAAUCCUCCUAAACAUCCAACGCCACACUCUAUCAUGGACAUUCUUAGUUGGAAAGGGUCUAUUGUCAAAGAACCUUCACAAAUUGCGGAACAUAACAACCACACGGUGCCAUAUUUAUUACAAAAUUUAAGCGUAACGAAGCAAGAUGACCAGCCGUUAAAUCUGUGCAUUUCUAAACCAUCAGCGCAGUUAGAAAAAUCCUACGAAGAAGAGUCAACCGAAGAAUCAAUACGUUCUAUUAGUCGGGAACGAGCUCAUUCGACAGAUGUGGAGUCGGAAAUCUAUGGAUCGAAUGAGUCGCAGCAUUCCUUGAAGGAUACGUCCUCGUCGGGUACACAAAGGCUCGAUGCACUGACGAUAAGUGCAAAGAAGAAUAGCCGAUCUGAAUCUGGCCUCGAUGCCGAAGAUGCGGAUGAUCUUCAUCUGGAUGAUGGAAACCGGAGGAAGAAAAAAGCCAGAACUACCUUCACCGGUCGGCAGAUAUUUGAACUGGAAAAACAAUUUGAAGUUAAAAAAUAUCUUUCGUCCAGCGAACGUACAGAGAUGGCUAAGUUGUUGAAUGUGACGGAAACGCAAGUCAAAAUAUGGUUUCAAAAUCGUCGAACAAAAUGGAAGAAACAGGACGGCGAUUCUGCGUCGACUGGUCCCACCAGCAAUAACAAAGAAUCUAAAGUUGCCAAAACCCCAUCUCCUUCGCCAUCGUCCCUUUCUUCCCCCACAUAUCCAUCGUCUUCGCACACCGCACAGCCAAUACACGAGGAAAAGGUACACCAUCCGUUGAAAUCGAAUCCAAAACCUUUCAGCAAGCAUACUAAAGUGCGCCAACAUCGAACAAAGUCGCAGGAUCACACCGUCGAUAGUCACGCUUCGAAAGAUCCCAAAAAAUUCCUCAACCUACUCGAUCCUAGUCAGCCGAACGAUGUGGAGUCAAGCAUAUCGGCAUCCAAAAUCUCACUGGACGCCAUCUGCAGUGCCACGAACUAUCUUAUGAAACCUUCUCCACCACCUAGCAACACCUCUCCUCAUUACGCACCAUUAAAUCAACUACCCAGUGAUAGACUUUUCUGUCAUACCGCAACGGAGGACAUAAACGACAUACAAGAGUAGCAUUAAUACAGUAGGUACUCCUCCUAUCUUGCCCGGCUAACUAUUAGUGUGUGUAUGUUCUCUUCCCUGAUCUAGUUUUAAACAGUAUCAAAAGUCAUUAAAAUACAAAUGAACUUGAAACGAUUUAAUGUGACUUUCGGAUAGUUACGGAUAAAGAUUAAUAAAUGCUAUGAAAAACAAAACUAAAGUGAGAUUAAUACAAUAAAAACGACGAAUUUCUGGAAAUCUUACAA
Molecule: messenger RNA, 2221 nt
Organism: Topomyia yanbarensis
Lineage: Eukaryota; Metazoa; Arthropoda; Insecta; Diptera; Culicidae
Product: homeobox protein GBX-2-like
Exons: 5
Coding region: 645-1988 (447 amino acids)
Biological process (GO): cell differentiation; regulation of transcription by RNA polymerase II
Cellular component (GO): nucleus
Molecular function (GO): DNA-binding transcription factor activity, RNA polymerase II-specific; RNA polymerase II cis-regulatory region sequence-specific DNA binding
Source: RefSeq, a predicted model, not a curated record